Messenger RNA from Dicentrarchus labrax (European seabass), 3019 nucleotides. RefSeq names its product tumor protein p63 regulated 1 (gene tprg1). The record is from RefSeq and is a predicted model, not a curated record. The coding region runs from base 290 to 1318 and encodes 342 amino acids. The transcript is spliced from 6 exons. Gene Ontology annotation, cellular component: cytoplasm. NCBI's taxonomy places the organism in Eukaryota, Metazoa, Chordata, Actinopteri, Moronidae.
GUCUCAUAAUAUAGAAUUCAAACUGAGAUCAUAUUAUUACAGUACAGUAUGAGACUGGUCCCAAACCAGCAGCGCAGAAAGUAAAUGCGCAGUGUUUGUGGUAGUCUCUAUGUAAAUCCGAUCCAAGUAAUGAAAGGACCUGUGUGCUUAGAUACAGCCUGCUGCAGUGUACGCCCUUUAAAACAAAUGUUAGACACGGAACAAGGAAGUUCAGCACCUGUUGUCGCUGCCUCUUUAUAGACAGAAAACACCUACUGCGGUAAUUGGAGAGGUGUUGCGAAGCUUCAUCAUGUUAGAAGCUGAGGAGGAAGGAAUGCCCAGUGAGGAACAGCAGCAUCAGCUCAGCUCUUCUUCCGGCGGGCAGGAGGACACUCAACCUGCUGAGGGCGGAGCGGCCCCCUCCACUGCCCGCACGGAGGGCACAGAGGAGCGGGCUGCUGAGAGCCGAGCGGCCCCCUCCACUGCCCGCACGGAGGGCACAGAGGAGCGGCCUGCUGAGGGCGGAGCGGCCCCCUCCACUGCCCGCACGGAGGGCACAGAGGAGCGGGCUGCUGAGGGCCGAGCGGCCCCCUCCACUGCCCGCACGGAGGGCACAGAGGAGCGGGCAGUGAAGGGCGGAGCGGCGCCCUCCCAGUAUAGUGCCACCUCUGUGGAGUCAUCUCUGGAACAGUUCAAGCUCAGGAGGUUCUUCGUGUUGAGGCCUGGCACUCUGAAUCAGGCCAUCAAAGACAUUGAAGCUCUGGUGGAUAAAGAAGUAGAUGGCAACGUUCGCAGCAUUUGGCUGAUGGCAGAGGUGGAUCACUGGAACAAUGAAAAAGAGCGUCUUGUUCUCAUAACAGACAGCUCUCUCCUGGUCUUCAAGUACGACUUUGUCAUGUUCAACUGUGAUCAAAUCCAGAGGAUCCCACUGAACUUUGUGGACCGCAUCUCCCAUGGCACCUUCAGCUUCCCAAAGCGCUCCCUGCUUCAGAGAGAGGGGGAGGGGGUGCGAAUCUUCUGGGACCGGCUGAGAGAGCCCACCUUUACCUCCAAGUGGAACCCCUUUGCCACUGACUUCCCCUUCAUCACCUUCACCUACCACCCUGUGAAGAACAUCAGUGAUUCACUCGCUGAUCUCUGCGACAUCCAUAACUUUCGCGAGCAGCUCAAGGAUGCGGCGCAGAAAGUCCACGCCUUGAAGCCAGUUCCUGGGAAGGCCAACGGCGUCUUGGUCCUGAAGCAGCCAAUCCAAAUCGAGGCUUACGUGGGCCUCAUGUCUUUCCUUGGAAACCAGAACAAACUGGGAUACUGCAUGGCUCGAGGAAACCUUGGCUUCUAACUUGUCUACAUUUUCUAAUAGUUUGGUUCAAAUUGUGUGCUAUAAUUUAUAAUGCUUGAAUUCAUGUCGACAAGCUUGUUUACAGAGAGUUCAUUCAAAUUCUACAAGGAUUGACCAAAAAUGUUUCCAUAUUCAGGUUUGUGUCACAGCCUGGGUUCUCAGGAUGUUCUGUGUGAGGUUUAAACAACUGUGUGAUCUCCCCCACUGCUUAUUACCAGUGUGUGGUGUCUGAGCACUCAGAAAUAUCCACAUUUCAACACAGCUCUUCACUGGAUGACGGAUCCCCCACUGCUCUCAAGGAGCUUUGUUAUUUGCUCCUCAGUGAUAUGGUAAUUCAACUCUUUCGCAAUGGGACUCCUUUCUUCCUCCCCCGGUGUCUCUGUUAAAAGCUCAUUCCCAUGCCAUUCUGCCCCUUAGAGAUUCACUGGAGCAUGGGGGCACAUUUGUCAGUUUAGUUGUAUCAUUCCUUGUGUAUUUUUACAGUGCAUACAGUUUUGGAAUUUCCCCUUGAUUUGUGUGUUUACUGUGUGUAGCGCUGCCUUGUUUCGGUAUCAUCUGUUAGUCUUGUGAGCCUGUCACAGACUUAAAAUGUAGGCUUAUCUUAUGUCAUAUUCUGUUCUCUGCCUUUUUAGCGGUUUGGAAUAUGCAAUAUGGUACUAUCAUACCCUGCUUUGUCCGUACUAAAUAAGAAUUUAUGUUUGCUGAAGGAUAAACCCAAUGGUGAGAAUUGACACUUCAGAAAUGCCAUAAUUAAUGAUGUCCUGCUGCUGCAGUUAUAGUACAAUAACAUUAGCACACAUUUAGUUAUUAUAAAAUGAAAUUAUUGAUUUCCAUCCUGGUUGAUUUAGUGACACCCGCGGUUGCUGUUGGUACUGGUGUUUACAGUCAGCCAAGAAAACCCGUGUACUAACCAGUGUAUUAAUAAAGAAGUUGAUCAAAAAUUAAAUGAAAGCGAAGAUUAAGGAAUUGCUGUAAUCACUACCUGUAUUUGCAUUUUGUUUUGUUAAAACGUGGUGUCUCAUGUCCUGUAAGAGUUUUACAGAGAUCCAGGGUUGAGGGGGUGGGAGGGGUGGGGGAUGGGGGGUCGCCACUAGGUCUUUUUUUUUGGUUCCAAUAUGCCUGUACUGUUGUCUGACUGCUGUACUUGUUUACAUUUAAAAACAAUAAAAAGUUGUUCACAAAAAAAAAAAACUGAUUUCAUGCUUCACGCAGUGCAAGUAGUUUUUCACACAGCAGCAGGGAAUAUUUAAAUUGGGUUACCUUGCUCAAGAGUAACAGCUUGUUGUGGCAGCAACUGACUGUUCUAUUAGACCCUGCAAUAUUUAAAACUAAUGUGGUGUUAAAAAUGACCAAAAUGGCCAUGUCUUUAGUUGUGGUGGUGUUUUUGAUGAAUGAUAGUGGUCAGCACUGACGUUAGUGACAAAUACAGUUUCGUAUGACCGUUUUAGUGUAAAGCAGGAUGCUUAGGCCUGCUUCAGCAGUAACGUAUUACAGCUAUAAAGAGAGCAGUGCUGGGUAAGUUGCUUGAAAAAUCUGGCUUUCCGCGGGGUCUUUGAAAGUCUUAAAUCUUUUAAAAAUGUUUUAAAAAUUUGGAUUAAUAAAGUUAACAUUGAUUUUUCUUUCUUGCUUUUAAAUGUAUUUUUUGAAAAAACAUGCUACAUAAUGAAACCAACGUGGAACAAAUACAGAUUUUCCUUCAUA